UGACCUGCUCACUCAUGUAGCCAAAACGGCAGUGAAACAAAACAAGUGCUGUAAAAGUGUUUCUCUUUAUGUAUUUCCGUGCAUCUAACAAUGAAUAUUAACCGUAAAUGCCACUGUACGUAAACUGCACACGUCGUCGUUGCUGUGUGAGGGACUGUAAGCAACCUGGACGCAUAGUAGCAGAGCUGCAGAGCAACACAGUGAAUGUGAGCUGACAGGACGGAGCUCAUUUCUUCCGUGAACAUGAAGACCGGCAUCCCGUACCACCAGCUGGAGGAUGAGUCCCGGGGACAAGAAUCCAACAGGAGAACACAGGUGUAUUACAGGUGUUUGAUAGCUCUGGCCACUGUGGCUAGUGUGCUGCUGGUCAUCAUGGCGCUCUGCAACCUCCUGAUACCGAGGGCCUCCUCUUCCUCUUCCCACCCUGUUCCCGACAUCAGCCUCCGUCUGCCUAACAUGGAGUCCUGCACAGAUCCCUGCAGGAUCGUGUUGGUGGAGAGCAUUCCCGAAGGCCUGGAGUUUAACUCCAGCACCACUCAUCCAUCCAUCUUCCAGGCGUGGAUGAAUCUGAUGAACGAGGCUCGCAGCAGUGUCGACAUCGCCUCCUUCUAUUGGACCCUCACCAACAAAGACACACACACUCGUGAGCCGACAGCCAAUCAGGGUGAGGCUGUUCUGAACAGGCUCGCUGAACUAUCGGGGAAUUUAUCAGUUCGUAUUGCUGUCAACACACCGCAGGAGAAACAGCCACGGCACGACCUCAGGCUGCUCAACGACUCAGGAGCCCAUAUUAGGACCGUAAAAAUGAAGGAGCUCACCACAGGCGUUCUUCACACCAAGUUCUGGGUUGUGGACAAGCAGCAUAUUUACAUUGGCAGUGCCAACAUGGACUGGAGGUCCCUCACACAGGUGAAGGAGCUGGGUGUGGUGGUCUACAACUGCAGCUGCCUGGCAGCAGACCUCAGUAAGAUCUUUGAAGCCUACUGGUUUCUGGGGGAGAGCAAGUCAAUCCCAUCACCUUGGCCAGAGAGGUUCUCCACCAUGUACAACAAGGAUACACCCCUCCAGCUGCCUCUUAACAACACGCCAUCCAACGUCUAUCUGUCGAGUUCCCCUCCGUCCUUAUGUGCGGCCGGCAGGACUCCAGACCUUCAGUCCAUCCUCAGUGUGAUGGAGGAUGCUGAGAGCUUUGUCUACAUCGCUGUCAUGAACUACCUGCCCACCAUGGAGUUUUCACAUCCUAAAAGGUACUGGGCGGACAUCGACACGCAGCUGAGACGAGUUGCAUAUGAGAAGCGGAUUAAAGUGCGACUGCUGAUCAGCUGCUGGAACAGCACACAGCCAGUCAUGUUUUCUUUCCUGAAGUCUCUGGCCUCGGUUUAUAACCCCAAGAAUAACCUCGACAUCCAGGUGAGGCUCUUCGUGGUGCCUGCCACCCCCAAGCAGAAGGAGAUUCCCUUUGCAAGAGUUAACCACAAUAAGUACAUGGUGACAGACAAGAUAGCAUACAUAGGUACAUCCAACUGGUCAGGAGACUACUUUGUGAACACGGCUGGCUCAGCAUUAGUUGUCAACCAGACGGCGUCACAGUCUGUUGAGUCAACUGUCCAAUCACAGCUGAAGGCUGUCUUUGAGAGGGACUGGAACUCGGGCUACAGCACUCCUCUCACCCAGCACUCAAACCUCAAAGACUUCUGUUACUUUUAACAGCAUUACAGACACACAAAGUCAUUGUUUCGGACUUCGACACAGCGCACUUUGAUUUUAGUAGUGAAGUGCGAAACGUAUGAAAAUUGAUCAGCUGUAAUGUGGAAACCCCUGAGCUUAAAAUCAGCAACAGGCAACCUAUUAGCAGAGUGUUUGCUAGACUGCUGAGGUUUAAUGCCGCACUCUUAUUUCAUCAGAAAAAAGAGAGAAUACAGACAGUUUUUUAAAGAGAGUCCAACAUAUGCUCUGUAUUUUAGGCCGGUUUUAAGUAACGUUGAAGCUGAUCUGUUAGCUCGAUUUUAUCCAAGCAUCUUUGUCUGCCUUAUGGUCUGUAAGUUUUCACACCAGCAUUCACAUGGAUACAAAAAACAUGAAACAGGCUAAUACUGGCUGGAUAUGUUAAGCUCAACUUUCAACUACAUUUGGCUGGUAUCACAGUGUUAUAAUAUACUGAUGUACUUACAAACCCCAAAAGUUUGAUUGCCAAAAAUAGCACCAAAAACAGUUGCUUUUCUUUAUUCUUAAACUGGUACAGAGAUGCCAAUUUGAGGCCAUUUUUUUGUGCACUACAGAAAUAUGCCAACAGAAGUUGGGAAUAUUCAGAUGAGCUCAGUGAGCUGUGAAAUAUGCCAACUGCAGGAAGUAUUUAGGAAUUUUUAGAGUUCAUUUACAUGCACAGCAUGGGCAAAGGUGUAUGCAGGAUUAGUUUGUAGAUAUUUGCAGAUGAAGACGUUAACACGUCUCGCAUUAUAUUUGUCAGUGUGAGCAGGACCUCCUGCAACAAUCUGUGGGUGAAGGUAGUGGUGUCCCUGAUCUUCUCAGCUGCUGAUUUCCUGAUAGAUUAAAUGUAAAUAUAUAUUUAGAUCAGUAAACACUCAGGGUGUGGUGAAGGUUUGCAGUCUUGUUUCCUUCUAGGUUACAGUCCACGUGUCUGUGCAGACACUGGUCAUGCAGUGAUGGGUCCAGUGGUUGUGUCUUUUUGUUCUGACGCAGCCUGCAUACAGAAGUGUUUUCUUUUCUUCAGUGCCUCAAAGACUGCAGCCUUGAGUAAUGAGGGGUAGCUGCAGUGAGUCUGUGUUAUAGAUUGAUAACAUAAAUAAUUCAUUCAGCAUAUUAGUAUUUCUUGAAGUGAGAGGAGUAAAGUUUGUUUAGUCAGCAAAUCACUCACAUCCAUAGCUGCAAAGGUUUGUAUGAUCAGCAGCUUUUUGUACUGUCAUAUAUUGUAUAUACCAGGAAACGUUAUGAUGGGAUAAAAACAUGCACACAAAUGCACACCAUAUCUACUGUUAAAGGUGUUCCAGCAGUAUCGGAGCAAAGGAGUCAGACAUGAAUGUUUAACUUUCAUCAUGUGGUUUCUAUCAUGUACUCCCAAUAGCUGUAGGGGGCGCUGUGUCAGCAUUGGCGUCAGGUCAGUGGCGAACGUCAUGUUUUCUGCUGUCUCCUGCAGUGACUCGUGUAAAGGGAUCAAUUCAGUGAAUCACAGCUUCAGCCUCGGUGGGAGUUUUCAUCUCAGGGAGUUUGAGUGCUUUUGUAAUUUUCUGGAAUUUAAAAUCAUUUAAAAAUCCUCUCUGGACUGCUUUGAAAUAAGCAAAUAAAAGCUAAAGUCUGCAGUGCAUCUAAGGGAAAUAAAAACUUCUUUCAUACCA
Molecule: messenger RNA, 3353 nt
Organism: Haplochromis burtoni (Burton's mouthbrooder)
Lineage: Eukaryota; Metazoa; Chordata; Actinopteri; Cichliformes; Cichlidae
Gene: pld3
Product: phospholipase D family, member 3
Exons: 12
Coding region: 244-1707 (487 amino acids)
Molecular function (GO): catalytic activity
Source: RefSeq, a predicted model, not a curated record